Molecule: messenger RNA, 9593 nt
Organism: Chinchilla lanigera (long-tailed chinchilla)
Lineage: Eukaryota; Metazoa; Chordata; Mammalia; Rodentia; Chinchillidae
Gene: Ccser1
Product: coiled-coil serine-rich protein 1
Exons: 11
Coding region: 66-2759 (897 amino acids)
Source: RefSeq, a predicted model, not a curated record
UUACGACUUUGGGAACUGGCUCGUGCUGCUGAGUUGGCUGUCACUUCACAAGCGUUGGAGUCCCAAUGGGGGACUCAGGAUCAAGACGAUCUACGCUGGUCUCUCGGUUGCCAAUAUUUAGAAGAAGUAUUAGCAGAAGACAUGACUCCCUUCCUUCCUCACCCUCGUCCAGUAACACAGUGGGUGUCCACAGUUCCUCUCCUUCCAGCACUAACUCGAGCUCAGGUAGUACAGGGAAACGCAGGAGCAUAUUCCGAGCUCCUUCCAUCAGCUUCCACCAUAAGAAGGGAGGUGAAGCCAAGCAGGAGCCUACCAGCCAGAACCUCAGUAUUUCAAAUGGUGCUCAGCCUGGUCACAGCAGCAUGCAGAAACUGACUCUGGAUGAACAUAUUAAAACCAGGGGAAGGCAUUCUGUGGGUUUCAGUAGUUCAAGAAGUAAGAAGAUGACAAGGUCAUUAACGGAGGAUUUUGAAAGGGAAAAGGAGCACUCGACUAAUAAGAAUGUCUUUAUCAAUUGUCUGAGCUCUGGCAAAAGUGAGGCAGAUGAUUCUGGAUUCACAGAGGAACAGACGCGGCAUUCUGUUAAGCAGUCAACCAGGAAGCUACUCCCGAAAUCUUUUUCAUCUCACUAUAAAUUCCCUAAGCCAGUUCCGCAGAGCCAAUCCGUUUCUUUGGUACAACAGUCUGAACUCUCCCUGGAAAUCGCACAGGACCAAGAGGGAGAACCUGUAUUGGUAAGAGCUUCUCCACCUUGUUCUGUGGAGGCAACUGACCGGGCCGGAAGCUCCUUACAGUCUCCCUUACUUUCUGCUGAUCUCACCACAGCCCAGACACCUUCAGAAUUUUUAGCCUUGACUGAAGAUUCUGUGUCUGAAGCAGAUGCAUUUCCUAAAAGUGGAAGUCUGGCAUCCCACUGUGACAGCUCUGGCCACAGUGAUUCUACCUCCCAGUGCUCUCCCAAUCCUGCUGCUCUCACAAAAACCACAAUGGAGCUUGUGGGUGCUGGUCCCUGUGCGGUCCCUUCUCCUGUGAAACACAGGUUAGAAGGUCGAUGUAGCGCGGAAUUGAAUUCCUUCCCGGAAAACUCUGCUGCUCAUCAGAAGGAAGUGUUACUGCAAGUCACUGAGCUACCUGUUAGGAAUGUGAGCCGCCCAGAAACUCCCCUGCCCACAAAUACUCAGAAAGAGGAAAACACGGCAUUGCAAAAUGGUGACACGAUGCUGAGGACAAGCUCCCCAAGGAAACUUGGCUGGUAUGAGACACAUAAAGCAAUAGCUGAGCGUGUGAAAGGAAUGCACCCUGUUUCAGAUUCAAGGAUAAUACCUUCUUCCGGUGAUCACCAUUUUUUUAACAAAGCAUCAUAUGGGUAUGAAGGAAAUACUGCCAAAGUUCUUGCCAGCAGCCUCAGUCCGUAUCGCGAAGGAAGAUUUAUAGAGAGACGACUGAGGUCUUCGUCAGAGGGAACUGCAGGGAGCAGCAGAUUGGUUUUGAAACCCAAAGAUGGAAACGUAGAAGAAGUGAAUAGCUUAAGAAAGCAGAGAGCAGGUUCCUCCUCCUCAAAAAUGAACAGUCUGGAUGUUUUAAAUAAUUUGGGAUCUUGUGAACUGGAUGAAGAUGAUUUAAUGCUUGAUUUAGAAUUUUUAGAGGAACAGAACCUUCACCCCUCAGUUUGCCGGGAGGACUCAUACCACUCUGUAGUCUCAUGUGCUGCUGUCGUUCUUGCUCCCGUGGAACCAAUGAUAGAAGUGAAGAGAAGAGAAGAACCAAAAUUUCCUGAGCCUUCUAAGCAGAGUCUUUCUUUGAAAUUGACAAGAGACGUGGACCAGGAAUCCAGAUGUUCUCAUGUCAGCCGGGUGCCCAGCAGCCCAUCGGCAGAUUGGCCCCUGCCGAGUGUGGAGGAAAACGGAGGCAUAGAUCCUCUGCCGUUCAGGCUGAUGUUACAGGACUGCACAGCAGUAAAGACGCUGUUAUUAAAGAUGAAGAGAGUUCUCCAGGAGAGUUCAGACAUGAGCCCAGCAAGUAGCACCGCUUCGCUUCCGGUUAGUCCUCUCGCUGAAGAACCAGUGCCUUUCAAGGAUAUAAUGAAAGAUGAAUGUUCUGUGCUCAAGCUGCAACUGAAAGAGAGGGACGAGCUCAUUUCCCAACUUCAGGAAGAGCUGGAAAAAGUUCAGCACUUACAGAAGGCUUUUGCUUCAAGAGUAGAUAAAUCCACACAGACGGAACUUCUAGGCUAUGAUGGAUUAAGCUUGAAAAGACUGGAGGCAGUACAAGGAGGGAGAGAGGCUACAUACCGAAAUCGAAUUGUGAGCCAAAAUCUCAGCACAAGGGACAGAAAAGCAAUGCUUACUCCCACCGAGGACCGUUUUAGAUACUCAGCAGCUGACCAAGCAAGCCCCUACAAAAACAAGACCUGUCAACUGUCGAGUCUAUGUUUAAGUAGCUUCUUAAAGGACAAAGAACUAGCAGAAGCUAUCGAACACUCAAGAGGAACAUACGAAACCUUCUCUUCAGAGGUUACGCAGAAUGUACCGACCACUAUUGGGCAGAAGCCAAUGGCCAAGAUAGAAGGGCUCUCCACAUCCUUUGAGAAACCAAAGGAGCAAGCUGCUGCAUCCCGACAGCAUUCAGCCUUCACAGGCAGGUUUGGGCAGCCUCCCAGAGGGCCAAUCUCUUUACACAUGUACAGCAGAAAGAAUGUUUUCCUCCACCACAAUUUACAUUCUACUGAAUUACAGACUCUGGGCCAGCAAGAUGGAUAAUGAAAUCAUCCUAGUCUCGUCUCUAGAUAGUAUAAAGAUGGUUUGUGUUUCUUGUGCAUAGUUCAUAUUAAAACUGUCAUGUACUUUUUUAUUAUUUUUAAUUUGAGUUAUAAACAAAGACUUGUGGUCUUUUGUUAUUAUUAUUAUUUUAAGAAUGAAGGUUCAAGCAUGUUAAUUGAAUUAAGUUGAAUUGCCUUGAAGACUUGACUGUAUCUGUGUAUAAUAAAUGGGACCAGCUUGAUGGUUUAUAUAGUUGAUAAUCUAGAGGUAAUCUUUUAUCUCUAUCACUGAUACACAUUGAGAUUUCAAAAAGUAAUGUCAGACAGCACUCUGUUCACUGUCGGCAGUGUUACUGUAAAGAUAGAUAUAGAGAGGAAAUAGAUAAAGGAAUGGUAAAGAAUUUUCAAUGACAUAGUUAAUAGAGGAAUUUCAAAGUGUUAUAUUUGGUGGUGUAUUUAUUAGAGGAAUGAAGCUUGUUUGCAUGUAACCUAGAGAUGUUUCUGUCUCUCUCUUACAUACAUUCAAGCUUGUGAUACUAUGAAAAGGGGAAAGACUGUUUCUUUUAUCCUUAAAUGUUUCAUUUAUACUAGUUCUCAAAGGAUUUCAGACAGAGUAAUUGCUAGCCAAAUAGGGAAUGACAGCUCUGAUCUUUCAAACAAUUUUGCCUUUAGUUUCUGCUAUUGAUAUGGGAGUACCGCAGCAUAACACAGUGAGGUGGUGAAGGGGGCUGGAUUCUGUUACAUGACUCAUGAAGCAUGGUGUGCUGUGCUCUGUGAGUUCCCAUCAUAGGAAUAUCAGCAUUUUUGAAAUGCCAGAGAUUCAAUAUCUGAGAAAAAUAUUCUUUUACUUCAUUAUUCCUAUAUUUUUAAUGUGUAUCCACUUUUGGUUUUCAUACAUCAACCCAUAGAACUUGAUUAACUGAGGAACAGAACGUCAGUUUUUGGUAUCCUAUAAAAAUAUACUCUUGACUAUGCAGUCAUUUAGACUUAGAAAAAAAAAAAGUAAAAUAAUACAUGAACUUUGCCUGUGUGACCUUAGAAAUAAACCUCUACUGAAAUGUUUAAAAUUCAGUGAUGGCAAAUACUUUGACAAAUAAGGUCUAAAUACAUUAUAUACUUAAGUGCUCAUGAGGUAAAUCAGUAAAUCUAAAUAAAACAAUCUGUGAUUAGUAAAACAGUAUCAAAUGGUAGACAUAAAUAAAUAAUUGUAGAAUUGGGAAUCAGGUCUGCACUUUUCUUACACCAAGAUCAGAGCUGGUAACCAUAGCCACACUACACAUAGUCAUGCAAAUUGAAACUGUCAUACGCAGUGCAUGAUCCGUUUCCCUUGCAUUCCGACAGACUCUGUCAGCUUGCGCAAGUGAUAUGAAUGAAGAGAAAUUAAGACAGCAGUUUUAGCAUGGCAUUUGACUAACCUGCUUAAAUCACAGCUGAAUGUGAAAUGCAUCUCCCAAUAUAAAAAUAGAUGUGAGCGCUACACUUCAGGGAGAAGCAUUAGAUCUGCUCCCCAGUUGUAAUCAUUGAACUUUGAUCAACUUUCAAACUUUGUUUAGAACUGAUAGUAAGAAGGAUAGGGAAUGUGUUUUAAUUUUGCUUUUCCAAAAGAAGAACGUGCAUCAAGACAAAUACUCAUCAAAUGUUUUCUUUCUCUUGUGUGUUUAUAAUUCUGCCAAAGAGAAGAAAACACCCUAUAAUUAGCUUGAUUUAAUGAGACUACUGUUGAAAAUUUUCAUCAUACUUAAAAAGUUGUAAUAUUCAGGCAAAUAUACAUUAUGGACUGGGUAAGAUUUAAGGAAUUAUAGACAAAUUAUGAUUAUUUACUUGUGAAAUUCAGCUUGAUUUGUACCAAAAAUUGGUGUGUGUUGCUAGAAUAUUUUAAAUAUAUAAAUAAGUAAGCAUGAUAAAAUAAUCAAGGAUUUUUUCCCAGGAUAUGGAAGAGCUAUGUAUCACAAAUAAUGUUUUUGAUUUGGAAUUUUGGAGUUUAUAGUUUCAUUUUGCUGGAAGAUAGACUUUUGAAUUAUACUUUGUAAAAAAUAGUCUAUUUAAGAAAACCUGUCAUUUAAUAGACCUUUUAAGAGAUGUUUUAAACACUAGUAUUUUCUUGAAAAAUCUUUUUUAAAACUGGAACAUUCAAAAUGAAAACCUGGAUUAAACAGUUCAAUUUUAAAAGGAGGGAUAUUUUUUGGAAAUAUCAUCUUGAAGCUGUUUUGUAUCAGUAUUUUCAGCAUUGUUAUAAUAUUAUUUGUAAUACUCAGUGUAACUAAGGCCUGGAGAAAGUAUAAGCCCACUGUGUUCAUACAGAUCAGUAAUGUAAUACGGAGGUCUUUUGUAAGUUCCUCUUGUGUAGAUACCCUAAAUCAUAACAAUAGUGAGUGGGCAUUGUUUCAGUAAAUCAAUUUCUUUGUACUAAAAUCUCUAGUUUUCUAAGGAAGUUCCUUGUAUAGAAAUGAUUUAUACAUUUCUCCAAGGCCGUACAUAUCCAAAGACAUGACACCAGGGGGAAAAAGUGCUUGUUUUUCUGAUAAAGCAGUUGUCUUUUCUUUUCUGAUCUCUUUCUUCAGUGCAUGUGUGUGUAGCUAAGCCCAAGCAACCCUGUGAAAUUUCUGCUGCAGACUGUCUCUUCUGAAUCGAGAAUGUGUUUUAAAGGACACUUAAGAAAAGACAUUCUUUGAAGGAAAGCUGUUUCUACCUGAAAUAAAUCAUUCCCACUUUUGUAAUUAUUGGCACAUGAAAUGUAUUUCUAUGAACUCAGUGAUUUUUUUUCCAGAUAAUUUUAUAUGCUACCAGAGGUACCAUAAAACUACAAAUUAUCUCUUAGAUUAUUUCUAUUUCUUUGGAGCACCUUCAUUUUAUUCCAAAUGACACCAUGAAAUUGUUGCUGCAACACUAAAGGUGUAAAUCUACCAGUAUCAUGAUGCUCAGGGGAAGAGCCUAUAGCUACAUUACUCAAGUUUAUCUAUGUUUUCAUUCACUUAUGUAUAAAUAAAAUGGUCAGCUGAUAGUUAAACAAUUGCAGGCAUGGACAUAUUUGUCUAACUUGUUUACAAAAGUUUCCUGACAUCUAGGUUUAUGAUUGAUGUUUAACUCAGAAUAUUUUUCAUGAUUAAUCUCAGGCAUGUGUCAUUAUUUUCCGAGUGAUAAGCUCUUGUUGAAUUCAAAGGAAAUUUUACAUUUUGUUUUGUUUUUUUUUGCCUUUUGUGUUUAAUAGAGAUAAUACCCCUCUCCUACAACAAAAUAAUGUUAAGUUUUUGUUGCUGUUGUUAUCAUGUAUUUAAGGACCAUAUCCCUAAGAUAGAUGAUCACAUUCCAUCAGUCUUCCCAGGAAUUUUCUUAGUAAUUUAGUUGGUGAAAUAGCAGGAAUAGUUUAAUGAAUAGUGAUUCCUAUUUCUGAAUAUCACUGAUGAUUAUUUUCCUCAUCAAAAAAUAACCCACAGCAGUAAUUUGGAAUAGUAGGUAUAAUUUUAUAAUAUCAUUAUUAUAAUUUUAUAUCUCAAAUUUGACUCAAAUUUUCAGUUGUAGAACUUUAUAUUUUGAAUACCAUAGAAGUAGGAAGUCCCCCUAGGAUUCUGUUCAACCAAGCAGACAUGAAAAUGUAAAAGUGGAAGUGUACAAAAGUGGUGAACAUAAUUACCAUUCAUGGAACUAAGUCUCAUUGCCCCUGCAUAGAACCUUUUCCUUCACUGAAAUAUCAUCUUAAAUGCAGCACUGAUACUUUUACACCAACAUUUUAUAUCUAAGACAUGGCUUUAUUUAGGCAUUUUAAUCAGGUUGCUUUAUGUAUUUUCAUAUAUAAACAUUGAUGUUUUUGCACAAGAAGCAUUUCAAUCACACAUAAUAUUUUUUGGUAAUUUACUCCAUCUAGAAUAAAAACUUCUUAAAAUUUCUUUUUUCUUUUCCCAUGUACUGAGUCAGCCAUGUAAAUAUAGGCUCUAUCUAAUUGCGUGACAGGGAUGUUAGAAUAUAAAAACUAGUUUUGGUCUCUUAAGGAAAGCUGAAUUGCACAUAAUAUAAGUACCAACAGCCAAGUAACCAACAAAGAGGCUCACUUAUCUAAUAAGAUAUAUUACCAUUGCCAAAUUUUUCUUUUUCAAAUUUUCUUCUUUGCCAAAUUGUUCCACCCAUAGUCAGCACUACAAACUUAUCCAUGAGUUAAUUUAACAAUACGUUUUAUCUCAUCCAGAACACAUUUCUAAUUCUAAGGAGUGAAGCCCCAAAACAAAAGUCAAGGGACAGCAUUUUCUAGUUGCAUUAUCUAUGGGGACCAGUGAAGACCAUCUACCCUGUUUAAGAUCUAGAGAAUUUCUUACCAAAAAUUAAGGCACAGUAAAAGUCUUUAAUCAUGGAGGGGGAUUUUCUAGUUGCAUUAUCUAUGGGGACCAGUGAAGACCAUCUACCCUGUUUAAGAUCUAGAGAAUUUCUUACCAAAAAUUAAGGCACAGUAAAAGUCUUUAAUCAUGGAGGGGGAGUUUUUGUCAUUUGAUCCAGUGAUCUAGGAUGUGGGUGCGACAGUUUGGAUAUUGCUUGAUUGUGCCCACCCAAAGGUUCUGAUUGAAGGUUUGGUUUCCAGAGUGAUGCUCUUGGGAGAUCCCCUGGAAAGUCUAAGAGGUGAGGCCUGGCCUACAGAUACAGCUCAGCAUUAGAGAGCUUCCGUGGCACAUUGAAGUCCCUAGGUGUGAUGCCUGGAAUGAGAAGAGAAAUGGAGAGAGAGAGAGAGAGAGAGAAGAGAGAGAGAGAGAGAGAGAGAGAGGUAGAAAGACAGACAGACAGAGAGAGAGAAAGGGAGAGAGAGAGAGCGCCAACCUAAUAGGAAGUCCUUAGAUCGUUUAAGGCAUACCCUUGAAAAGUACCUGUCAUCUGAUCUUUGGAUCUUGUGAGAGAGUGAUUAUAAAGCAUCAAGCACGGUCUCUCUCUUCUUCCUGUCUUACAAUGUGACUAGUCUCUACAAUACUACUGUUGCCAUUAACCAGUUGCCAUGAGGUUAUCACCAGAACAAAGCUCAGGUAGUUUGUCAUGCCCUUGAGCUUCCAAAUCUCUAAGCUUCAUAAACCUUUUGCUCUUCAUAAGUAGCUUGUGUCAGGUAUUUUGGUGUACUAAUAAAAUACUGAGAAAUGUGGUGGAAUAUCAAGGUUUUCUCUGGAGAAGACACAGCAACUUUUCCAAUUUAAUCUAAAAAAUAUAUUUUUUUUCUUAAAACUGAAAAAAUGGAGCCUUCUACAUCUUGUCAUCUUUUCCAAAUAUUACUGCACCCCACUAAUAAGCCCUUCAUUCGAAUAAAGUAUUAUAGACUGGGCAGCUGAAGCAGCUUUAUUGCUUGCAGUUCCAAUUUGGGAGGCUGGAAGUGCAAGACCAAGGUGCAAGAUGAGCCAGUUCCCAAUGAGGAAAUGUGCAGUGUACCACUUUCUUGCGUCUUCACAGAGUGCAGAAUAAAUUCUGGUCUCCUCCUCUUCUUAAAAUGACUCUAACUGCAUCAUAAGAGCUCCACCCUCAGGGCUCAUCUAAACCUAAUUACCUCCCAAGGGCUGCACCUUCAAACCAUCAUAUCGGUACUAGAGUUUUUACCCUGGAUUCUGUGGGCAACACAUUCAAUACAUAGCAUUCAUUUUCAUCUCACAACAAUCUAGUGAGGGAGUUACCGUUUCAUUCUUUCAUAGAUUAGCUGAGAGAACUGAGGGACUUUGCAGAAGACAUUCAACAUGUGUGUUUAAAUCAAAGUUACUCCAUAGCCUUAAUCUUUCCAUUUAUAUCAUGAUUAAAUCCAGAAAGGACUCUCUACUAAGGAGACAGUGUGUUUCAGACAAACAUAGGCUGCCUUAGUAUCUUUUCCUCUUAAAAUUCUGUUGAUACUGCUUUGAAAGAAAAUUGGAGCAACAUUUAGGUUUAGAAAAAAAUUCAUUCUCCAGCAUUUUUUAAAAAUUAUUGAUGUAUACAUCAAUUCAUAGAGAAGUCUGAGAGGAAUGCUCUUCUAUUUUAAGCUUGCCUCCUAGAAAAAUGGACACCCUAAAUUUCUUUUCUUGAGAGCAGUCUGGAACACUACUAGGAAAGGAUUUCAUGUUACUUUUUUUUUAAGUAGAGUGCCAACAACGUCUAAAAAAGGAAAACACACAAUAGAUGAAAAAUAACCUGGUUAUCUCAUUUUUCCCCUUCCUUUCUGAGAGUAAUGAUAUAGACAUCAUUGAAGUUGAUAUGUUGUACAUUUAAAAAAUAAGGUCAUUGCAAAAAUAGUUUAGACAUUUCUAUGUAGGGAUAAAAUUUACACGAUUUAAAAUUUUCUGAAAUAUUUGGAAGGAGUUGAAAUUAAAUGUGAUGUGCAAAUUUAAUUACUCUAAAUUUUCAAAUGAAACAUAGUUUAUUUUGUUAUUAAUCCUAUAUACCUAGAUGUUUAAAUAAAAUAUAGUCCUACCAUGAAUUUUUUCUUCCAAAACCAUGUCUUCAGGAAUGCAAGAAAAUUUGAACAGUAAUUAGAUUCUGCUUUUAGGAGGAAAAAAUAACACCCUAUAUGAUGUAUUCUAAAAUGUAUGGGUCAGAGGUUAUCAAUAUUUAUAACAAUAUUUUCAAUUCUUCAUCUCCAAAAUUCUAAAAUUUUAAUUGGAAAGAUAAUAAGUAGCAAAUUAUUCUGGAGAGUAUGAUUUGAAAUAAUAUUGAAUGUAAUGGUGUAAUUUCUUUUGUGACUCUUAAUAUCCCAAUAAAGACAAUGAUUUCACUUCAUGGAAAUUUUACACUUUGACUAAUACUCUGAGGGAAAAUUGAUAUAUUUAAGUAUGGUGAUUAGAGAAAUAUGCAUCCUUCCUCUGCAUAAUAAAUUUUAAAACAAAAAAAUAAAUUGUAUGGUACCUGA